Vicia villosa (hairy vetch) is the source of this 717-nucleotide messenger RNA. RefSeq names its product classical arabinogalactan protein 11-like. The record is from RefSeq and is a predicted model, not a curated record. NCBI's taxonomy places the organism in Eukaryota, Viridiplantae, Streptophyta, Magnoliopsida, Fabales, Fabaceae. The transcript has a single exon. The coding region runs from base 102 to 530 and encodes 142 amino acids.
AUAAUAAAUCAUCGUUCAUUCUUAGAAUAACAACAGUUUUUCUUUGAUACAGAAAAACUGUCUUUAUUUUAAGAAUUAACAAAAUAAAAACUUUAAAAUAAAUGGCACGUCAACUAUUUGUUAUAGUCCUCAUUUUUGUAGUCAUGACCGGCAUGGUUAUGGCUCAAGUAGCUCCAUCUACAUCACCUAUAUCAUCACCGUUAUUAGAAUCAGCACCAAAAGCAGCAACAUCAUCAUCAAAAGCCCCAAAAGCAGCAAUAUCAUCAUCAACAACACCAACAUCUUCUCCGACAGCUUCUCCUUUAGCUCCAUCACUAGCACCUUCAACUUCUAAUGAAGAAGAAGAUAUUUCAGCCCCUCCCGCACAAGCCAGUGACCCCAUUGAGCUUUUCGCUCCUGGACCCGCCCCUGUUAGUGACGGCUUUACUCCCGGGGCCUCCCCAGCAGCCGAUGAGGCUACCAGUGGUGCCUCAACUAUUCAAUUUUCUGUUGCUGCCGUCAUCGUCGUUGUUGUUGGCUUUGCCUUCUAAUUGAGAUAGAUAUGCUUAUAGUUGAAGUUGCUAUUUUUGAGGAAGUAUCUUGAGAGUUGUUUGUGUAGCAACUCACUAUUAUGUAACACUACGUGUUGUGUGCAUGUAUGAUUCAAUAUUCUGAUGAUUAGGUUAAAUCAGAUAUAUAAUGAGGAAAAGGUUGCAAAUUGCAAUAGCCAUUUAAUUA